AUGACCAAAGUCAACAAGAGCAGAACACGAUCUUCUCGAGCCGGCCUUCAUUUUCCAGUGGGUAGGAUUCACAGCAUCCUUAGAAAAGGGAACUACGCACCUAGGGUUGGUGGAGGCGCUGCAAUAUACUUAGCUGCAGUAUUAGAAUACCUUUCCGCUGAAAUUCUGGAACUUGCAGCUGAAGUCGCGAAACAAAACAACAAAACCAGGGUUACACCUCGACAUAUACUUUUCGCCAUUAAAAACGAUGAAGAAUUGAACAAAAUGCUAACCGGUGUUACCAUAUCUCAAGGUGGUGUAUUGCCAGCUAUAAAUGCUCAACUUCUACCCAAAAAGACCGUGAAAAGACUAGAA
This is a messenger RNA of Brenthis ino (lesser marbled fritillary), 354 nucleotides long. The record is from the annotation of a GenBank genome assembly. Lineage: Eukaryota; Metazoa; Arthropoda; Insecta; Lepidoptera; Nymphalidae.